Molecule: messenger RNA, 2021 nt
Organism: Amoebophrya sp. A120
Lineage: Eukaryota; Dinophyceae; Syndiniales; Amoebophryaceae
Source: the annotation of a GenBank genome assembly
AGUGAUGUUUUUAGAGAUUGAUCGUGACCCCUGACCGGAAGAGCAAAGCCCAGGUUUUCGCUUUGUGUUUUUGCAUUAUUUUCAUUGCACACUCUUUUAUAGUCUCAUUAGCUUGGAGUUGGAUUGAAAAUUUCUAAUUCACUUUUUUCCAUUCCUGUGUUGAGUACUCACUUAGAAAAUGCCUCCACCGCGUGUACCCCCACGCAUUGACGCUCAUACGGAGCGAAAAGAAAAGGCUUCCGCACGACCCACCUGGAAUGCGGAGAGGCUGCAGACUCACGGGCCCAAUAGCGUGCGGAAACUCCCGGAGCGAGCGUACAUAGAGGGAGCUGUGACCGAGCCGCAUAAGCAAGUGGGCUUGAAGCGCUUCGAUGACCAACGUCCGAAUUCCUACGUUUCCGAGCACAAAUUCAUGAACGAUCAGCUCGCAGUGCAAAGCACCCUGCUGGUAGAACCCCACACCUCCUGGGAGCAGCGGGCUGAGCGUAUACUUGCUUUUCACGAAUUGUAAGAAGUUUGUCUACCAACUAAAGAUCAUAGGGUUGAGUUUUGCUGCUCUGUCUUGACUGACACAGAUGGUCUUUGGUCCGUCGUUUGCAUGGACAGGCGCAUCUUUUCUGGUCCGGCUAACUCAAGCGCCGGACUGCAAUGAUUGAAUUCUGAAUGCCAAAAUUUGAAAAAUAUCAGGUCACCGCUCAACAUCCCCUUCGAGUGUUUCGCAGCCGCCGGUAGACCCCGAAAUGCUGCGACCGACAUUGUUGAAAGACACGAUCGCACCGCAAUUUGAAUACGGAAACGCUGGAAUUACCCCUCUCAAGUUGCACACGGUACAACCGAAUUCGGAAGUUUUUCUGCUUGUUCAUGUCGAUAUCAUAAACAUAGUACAAGAUGAAAAUAAAUGCGCACUGGUAGUACCUUUGUGAAAAGGCGGCAGCAGUUGUAACUGCAGUCAUUUUGAGUCCGCGAGGUUAAGUAGUUUUUUCAGUUCGUUGUUGCAUGAGCAAGUUUCUCUUGUUUAAUUGAGGUUGCAAUCCUAAUCUGAUGAUAAUCCUCUUGCCUGACAGGUGAAGCGCAGCACGCACGAGUCUUUGGCGGGGUUGCGGGACGCUCCUACCGUGAAGGAGUUGGCCCGCGUGGAUGUGUACCAGCCCACGAUGCAUCCCCACGACAUGCCGCCGAGCCCGGGGCAGCAGUUGCACUUGCAGAUGCGGGGCGAAUUCUGGUGGAAGGACGCCGCGGGAGCGAAGAACCAGCACAUGAAGCGCGUGGAGUGGUUUCGGGGCGAACGGCGCAAGGAGUGCCUCUGGCCUGACGGCCGGUCGGUCUUUCGCGAGAAGGGGUUGUUUGGCGACGAGGAGGUGCGGUACUACCCCGUGCCGAACCCCCGCAUCCACCAGUCCGAAUGGAAGCACCGAGUGCCCUUUCUGGAGGUGAAACCGCCGCGCAAAAACAACCCUGCGCAGCCGCAGUUCGACCAGCACGCGUACCGGCUCAUUUCCGACAAGCGGGGCUACAACCGCGCGAAGCCCAUUCGGGAGCGAAGCUGCCCGGUCUAGAACAAGUCGGGGAAAACAUAGCAGUUCGCGUUUUCUGUCACCGAGAAUAGCGCGGAGAACUGUUGCUAUACUGAGUUCCGUACCGAUUUGACAUUCGCUUCCUUUUGUCUUAUUUAUGAUAUGGUACCCCCUUUUUGUUUUCCUUCUGAUGCCCCCACCUAAACGCAAAUCGAAACCCUUGCUCUUGCGCUGAUGUAGAAUCUCUUCAACCCAGUUUUCAUCUAGAAAUUUACUGUCAUGGGUACUGAAAACCCACAUAUGCGUUCUAUUCUACUUUUUUUGCGAGAUCAUUAAUCUCCGAUUGUUAAUUGUCAUGCAGUUUCAGCCAAGCCUGGCAUAACUUUUGAGUAACAGCGUGUACAUUAUUUUUGGUCCUCAAGAACACUACCGGGAAAACGUUUCAUCGGCAGGAUACACGAACAAAGAGAAGAGUUUCAAAACCGGCACGCAAUCCAGUUUCUCGAU